Messenger RNA from Paramecium octaurelia, 4232 nucleotides. The record is from the annotation of a GenBank genome assembly. Lineage: Eukaryota; Ciliophora; Oligohymenophorea; Peniculida; Parameciidae.
AUGAAUAGAAGAGAAAUAGUAGAAAAUGAAUUGAUAUCAAUUAAGGAUAACAGCAAAAAAUAUCCUUAAUUGUGUAAAGUAUUUCACACUAAUCUAUAUUUUUAAAGGUGUUGGAAUCAAAUUUGUUAGAAUUAGAUGGUCAUUCUUUAUUAUAGCAAUUAUUACCUUUAAUUGUCAGUUCAAAAAAUAUUAAAUUAAUUUAAUAAGGAAUAGGAUUAAUCCAAAAAUUGCAGUAUUUGGCAUCAUUAAAUACAGUAUGAUUUACCUAUCAUUAGAAUGAUCUUGAUAUCAUAAUUGAAUAUUUUAAUAUUUCAAAAUAACAGCAGGAUGAAACAAUUGACAUAAGGUUAGUGUCAACUUUAAUUCACAUAAUUGGUCCUGAUAUCAUCGAUUUUUAAAAUUCAAAUCAAAUACUUAAGGUCUUAGAUAUGUUAAUUUACUUUUCCUCUUCCAACAACCCAAUAAUAGCCUAAUCAUCAAUAUAAGGUAUUCUUACACUUAGCAAUGUGUUGGAGGAACUACUAUAGAACUAAUAGAAUAAUAAUGCAGUAUUGCAAUCCUAUUUUGAAUUAUUAGAAUUAUUUUUUAACAUAUUUCAAGAUAAGGAGCAAUCAUUUAUUUAUGUAUCAAACAACUUAAUAUUAUGUAUUUAUCUUAUCUCAUUUCAAUCACCUUAGGCAAAGACAUUUUCAUCAUAAUUCUGAAAUGCGGAAAAUAUUUACAGCAUAUCAAGCAAUUUCAUACUUUUUAUCAUGAAACAUUAUAUACGUACUUAAAAAGUAUUGAUUUAGUUUAGGAGUCAAACAUAAUGAAUAGUAAGAAUGUUAAUGAUAUUAGAAAUUAACACAAUUCGAUUAAUAUUCAAUUAUAUUCAAAUAAUGGAAGACAAAUUUGAUUUAAUUGCUCAGUUGAUGACUACAUAUAGCAAAUUACAAGCACAAGAUUAAAGUAAGAUAGCAAUUCAUGACGGUAUUUUAUGUCUCUAUUCAAAUUUAACAAUAUUCAAAAAUCUAUUAAUAAGACAACCAUCUGGUAAUAAUUUCAAUGGUAUUUAUUAUCAUUUAUUCAUAAUUAGAUUACAACGAUUUAAUAUUGAAAUCCCUAUAUUAAUAUAGCCUUUUUGGAAUAAAAGAAUUUUUCACUCAGUAAUCUCCAAAGUAAAAUAUAUUAAUAAACAAAUUAACGGCAUCUUAUAUUGAAUGCAAUCUAUAAAUGCUUCCAAAUAUUUUUGUCUAAUAAAUAAGUAAUACAAAAUAUAUUAUAAGUUAGAAACUUUAAUUUAGAUAAUUACUGAGAAUAUAUAAAAGUUUCUUUAAUUAGAUGAAUUUCAAAAUGAAGGUUGCGGUUUAUUAUAAGAAAUAAAAAACUAUAGUAGACUUAUGCAAUCUCAAGUAUUUAACUGCGAAAAUGAAGAUUAAAUGGCAGAAGUUUAAGAAACCGAAAGCGAUGAUAUAAGAUUUAAGACCUUUUUUGAUAAAUUAUGGCGACCUCUUCUAAAAAUAAUGAAACAGAUUCUUAAAAUAGCUAAUAAUUAACAAUAUACUAAUUUAUUAGAAUAUUUAUAAUCUUGGAUUUAGUUUAGUUUAGAGCAGGAUUAAACUAACACAUUUUAAUUGCUUAUCAGAUUUUUGGCUGCUUAAUCUGCUCCAUUAUCUUUAAAAUAUAAUGAGACUGAUAAAUGGUUAAUCGCAUGCAAAGUAUUUGAAGAAAUUCUUUACAAUAAUGUAAAUUUAUUAACAGCGAAAACCUGGAAUCUUAUUUUCAAAACCUUAUAAAGAAUAGAAUAAGUUGUUACUAAGUCAACAUCAAUAAAGAUGACUACUGAGAUUUUUAAUCGUAGUUCUUAAUAUCAAGAUACAACUGUAUUUUAAAUGGUAGACGGGUUAAAUUAGUUAGCACUUUAAGUAUCAGAAAGACUUCAAAUUAGUCAGAAGAAAACUUUCGAUUCAAUUUACAAGUCCUUUGCAAUUGAUAAACUAUUGCUCAUUAUAAAUAAUAAUUGGUAAAGAAUACAUUAGUUGUGGACUAUAAUAGAUGCUUUAUAUUUCUGUCUCUGUAGUUCCAAGGUGAUGGAAAUGCGUCUUAAUGCUAUUCAUAAAUAUAGAGAUACCAUAAUUUCAGGUAUUGAACAUAAUUAAAAUAAUAAAUGGAAAUGGGGAGACAAAUGGAUAUAAUAUUUGUUAAAUCCAUUAUCUGAAUUAAUAAUGUUGCCAUAUGAGGAUCUUAAGGAUAAUAUUUUAUAAAUAAUAUCAAAUCUAAUUCAUGAACAUCACAAACAUUUGCCCUCAGAAGCUUUUCAAAUUUUUGUUCAAUUAAUUGAGGUUUUAUUAAAUGAUUUUUUUAGCAAAGAAGGCAUUCAGCAAGAAUUAAGUUAAUAAGAGCAGAAAUAAUUAAUUUUCAGAACUUAAUUAUCCAUCUAAUGCAUGUUUGAAAUAAUAUCCACUCAUAUUGAAGGUUUGGAUAAUACAUCAAUAUGUAAAUUAGCCUCAAUGUUGAUUUCAUUAAAUAAAGAAAGUCAUUGUAAAAAUUAUAUACAAUUAUAAUAGUCAAUUUUGAAACUACAAAUAAAAUCAUAUAUAUGACUUGGCAAAUUCAAGAGAGGCUUGUAAAAUUAAAAAUCACAGAUUAUGAGUUCUGGUAGAUUUCUAUGAAGCUAUUUAAAAACUGUUUAGAUAAUCAAGACGAUCUAAAAUAUGCAUCAAUUAAUAUAUCAAGUUAAAUCUGCUGUAUAGCUUAGGAUUCUUAAUUUACAGAGAUGUUUUAAAUUCUAGAAGAAUUAAUUUAAUACUCAAUGGAAUAUUUUCUAAAAGUUGAAUAACACUAACUCUUGUUCAUUUAAUAGACUCCUAGGUUUCUAACAUUGCCUAUGGAGACUCCUAAGUUCUCAGGAUCAAUUAAGUAAAUGGUUUUCGAUAAAUCCACAUCCUUAUAAUUAUUUAAACAGUAAUUUGAAUUAGUAAAGUUGUGUAUCUCAAAAAUGAUAGAUGUGAUUAUUCAUAAAUCAUUAUAUCCUAAAUUCUACUAUUAUUUGCAAUUAUUUAAUCAGGCAUAAUGUGUGUAUGUAAAGCAUGAAAUAGCAUUGGCAUGUUAAAGGAUAAUAAAGUCAAAUUCAGAUAAGUAGCUAAUAAUAGGUGCUAUUGAUUUCUUGAUUACUCUAAUUAACAACGAAUAAACUUUGGAUAUGGAGGAUAUUUAAUUUUAUAUAGAGAAUAAAACCUUCUAAGUUUUUUGUGAUGUAAUUAAAUUGACAAUAACUAUAAACCAUAAGAAAGGUUUGAAUGCUUUAUAGUUGCUGUUCAAUUUUUUAUGUCAAGAUCAAAUAAUUCUACUUUUGAAUGAUGAUAACAAUGUCUUCAAAUACUAUCACAAAUCAUGUUUAUAAUUUGAUGUGCUCGAAGAAGAAAUAAUAGCAGAGUGGUUUCACUUUAUAAAUUAAUAAAUCUCCUAAUUAAGUAUCAAUACAAAGUAUCACUUCUUUAUUGAGUUUCUAAUAAAUAGUUUCGAAGCCCUAAUUAGUAAUAUACAAUUAAAUAGAAAUGACUUAGAUGAAAUCAAUAAAUUUAUAGGUGUUCUAACUGAUUUUUUAAGUGUAAAUAUUAAUAUAUUUGAUAGAAAUGCUAGUUAUUGAUUAAUGACAAUUCUGAAAAACUGCAAUUAAUUUUAUUUACAUCUCUAAAAAAUAUUAUAAUUAGAAUGAUACCAUUUUUAGAUUACAAUUAAAUUGAAUAGUUAUUUGAACCUCUUAUUGAAUCAUAAUUAGCAAGUAUAAUAUAUAAAAAAUUAUAGUUUCAAAAUAAAGAACAUAGGAUUGGGUCUCCUUUUUUGUAAAUGAUGCGUAAUCUUUUUUAAAUAGCGAAUAAUAAGAUGUUGUUGUUUAAUUGUUUACUAAUUAUUACAUCAAUAAGUUAAAAAUUUCAGAUCCAGAAUCACAAUAAACGAUUAUAAUUAGUUUAGUGGCAUUUCUAGAGAAGGAUAAUCCGAUAGUAGAAAAAUUUUCAUCGUCUAUUCGAGUUUCUCUUUUAAAUAGCAUCCAUUAAAAUUUUUAAUUAUUCUUGAACGAAGAAACUACUUCCUUGGAGAAAUAAUUGAAUAUUUAAUCUAUGUUAGAUUUUCUGAGUAGAUUAGAGAAAAAUGAUUUAUAAGAAUUUUAUCUGACAUUUGUAAAGAUGAUAAAAUGUGAAUCAUUAGAAAUUAGAACAAAACUUAUUACAAUUCUUAGUAAAUAUGUUUGA